GGCAUCAAACAUUUCAGCCCUGUUAUCAGAUUCCUUCUCUCUCUUCCAACAAGAAAAACUUCCAUUAAAACACCAUGAAAUUCAGACACACCAAAACCUGAAACAGACUGUUCAUUCUUCUGCUUCCUUCUUGAGAAGAAGCUGAAGCUACUACCACUUCGAUUAGAUAGAUGGCUUCAGCCAGCUUCACUCUACUUCAGCUCCCAAACUACUCCUCCCUUCAUACAACUUCAAGCAAGAGAUAUGGAAUUGGAAGAACCACCACCUCAAUUUCACUCCCCAAAAUCACAAAUACAAGAAGAAGAGGAAGAAGAAGAUGUCACUCUUCAUUAAAUGGGUCAAGUGGUGGCCAAGGAGACGGUAAUUUCAAGAGCGCUGAACAACUUCUGGAAGAGAAACAACGAGCUGAAUUAGCUGCCAGAAUUGCUUCAGGAGAAUUCACUGUUGAAGAACAAUCUGGUUAUCUUCCCAAAUUGAGAAAUGCCUUGGAGAAAUUUGGAGUACCAGAACUGCUAUUAAAUUUUGUAUCAACCAAAGGAAAGGGGGGAGAGACUUUAAAGAUCAUCCCACAAGCAAGAGGAGCACUAAGUGCUUUGAGGGGUCAACCCUUUUUCAUUCCUCUCUAUAAUCUUUUCCUCACCUAUGGUGGAAUUUUCAGACUCAAUUUCGGUCCCAAGUCCUUUUUGAUAGUUUCUGAUCCAGCCAUUGCUAAGCACAUUUUGAAGGACAACUCUAAGGCUUACUCAAAGGGUAUAUUGGCAGAAAUAUUAGAAUUUGUAAUGGGGACAGGACUUAUUCCAGCUGAUGGGGAAGUCUGGCGUGUCCGCAGACGGGCUGUAGUCCCAGCACUUCAUCAGAAGUAUGUAGCCGCUAUGAUUGGCCUUUUCGUAAGUGCUACUGAUAGGCUAUGCAAGAAGCUAGAUGCUGCUGCGUCUGACGGGGAGGAUGUCGAGAUGGAGUCCCUCUUUUCACGCUUGACGUUGGAUGUCAUUGGGAAGGCAGUGUUCAAUUAUGAUUUUGAUUCAUUAGAGAAUGAUACAGGAAUAGUUGAUGCUGUUUACACGGUUUUGAGAGAAGCAGAAGAUCGGAGUGUUUCUCCAAUUCCUGUGUGGAACAUUCCAGUAUGGAAAGAUAUUUCACCCAGGCAAAGGAAGGUUUCAGAAGCUCUCAAUCUGAUUAACAAUAUACUAGAUGAUCUGAUUGCGAUAUGCAAGAGGAUGGUGGAAGAAGAAGAAUUGCAGUUCCAUGAAGAAUACAUGAACGAGCAGGAUCCUAGUAUUCUUCACUUCCUUUUGGCAUCAGGCGACGAUGUUUCAAGCAAACAACUACGUGAUGACUUGAUGACAAUGCUUAUAGCAGGUCAUGAAACAUCUGCUGCGGUGUUAACUUGGACCUUUUUUCUUCUCUCCAAGGAACCUGGUGUAAUGGCGAAGCUCCAAAGCGAGGUUGAUUCUGUCUUAGGGGAUCGCUUCCCUACCAUCGAAGACAUGAAGAAACUAAAAUAUACAACUCGAGUAAUCAAUGAAUCUUUGAGGCUUUAUCCGCAACCACCUGUCUUGAUCCGGCGUUCUCUUCAAGAUGACAUGCUUGGCGAAUACCCGAUAACAAGAGGUGAAGACAUCUUUAUAUCUGUUUGGAACCUGCAUCACUGUCCCAAUCAUUGGAUCAACGCGGAGAAAUUCGACCCGGAGAGGUGGCCUCUGGAUGGACCAAACCCCAACGAAUCAAACCAGAACUUCAGUUACUUGCCCUUCGGUGGAGGCCCUAGAAAAUGUCUAGGUGACAUGUUUGCCACUUUUGAGACUGUAGUGGCUGUUGCAAUGCUUGUUCAGAGGUUCGAUUUUCAAAUGGCCAUAGGAGCACCUCCAGUGGAGAUGACAACUGGAGCAACCAUCCACACAACAGAAGGCUUGUUGAUGACAGUUACCCGAAGAACCAAACGUCUCAUAAUUCCCACAUUGGAGAUGAAACUAGCAACAUCAGUAAAAGUAGAAGCUGAUGAUUCUCUUAAGAAUCCUUCUGCGGUGCAACGGUAGCAUUACAUGCUAAAUCCCUCGGGGAGGACAGCAAACAAGAUGAGGUGUCACUGGCUCUUUUAUCUAAUGGGGAUUCCAUCUUGCCACAUCCGACACGAGAUAGCAACAUGGACGCCCCAUUUCCAAUUUCUAGAGAAAGAGACCAUCGACCCUAAUUACCCGUAAUAGUUGAGCACAAGAAGAUAGAUAAAAAAGAAGAAGCCUUAGCUGAUUAAAUGUAUAGCAGAAUGAAUGCAAAACUGGUGCAGCAAUCCCAGGUCUGGCAAGUUCGUUUUUUUCUUUUCUUUUCUUUCCUUUCCUUUUCUGGCUCUUAAUCAUGUUAUAAGGUAUUGCUACUCGGAUGUAAUUGAUAAUAUCAUGAAUACAUUAAUUAUCAUAAGUAUCUGAAAUUUCACCAUUCUUUC
Papaver somniferum (opium poppy) is the source of this 2440-nucleotide messenger RNA. RefSeq names its product protein LUTEIN DEFICIENT 5, chloroplastic-like. Gene Ontology annotation, biological process: xanthophyll biosynthetic process. NCBI's taxonomy places the organism in Eukaryota, Viridiplantae, Streptophyta, Magnoliopsida, Ranunculales, Papaveraceae. Gene Ontology annotation, cellular component: chloroplast. The transcript has 15 exons. Gene Ontology annotation, molecular function: oxidoreductase activity, acting on paired donors, with incorporation or reduction of molecular oxygen; iron ion binding; beta-carotene 3-hydroxylase activity. The coding region runs from base 171 to 2036 and encodes 621 amino acids. The record is from RefSeq and is a predicted model, not a curated record.